Phytophthora sojae is the source of this 2454-nucleotide messenger RNA. RefSeq lists its product as hypothetical. Bases 1 to 2454 code for a protein of 817 amino acids. The transcript has 12 exons. NCBI's taxonomy places the organism in Eukaryota, Oomycota, Peronosporomycetes, Peronosporales, Peronosporaceae. The record is from RefSeq and is a predicted model, not a curated record.
AUGUCUCCUCGCACCUGUCUGACGCUAGAACAAAAGCUCCAAGUGCACCUAAAGCUCAAGCAGAAUCCUGGCAGGAACAACCCCAUGCUCGCCGAGUGGAUCUACGCAACUUUCAAGGCCCGGCGGCGCCGAGUGAAAUUCCCUCAGUUCGAGCGGGAACUGAGGGAAUUUUUCUUUCAGAACGAAGCUAAAACGGCGAUGGCGGACGACGUGCUCCUGCUGAAGGCGCAUGUGCUGGACUACGAUUAUGCGGUAUUGGUACGAGCCGUGGUAGGCAGCCACACGGAGUCGCAUAAGUCAGCUGGUAGGGCGAAGGCGACGGUGUCAAGUGGCGAGGAGACGGAGCCGCGACGUAAGAAGCUGACGAGCGACGACGUGUUGUUAGCGGUAAUGGUGCAAGCAGCGGUGGCCAGGCAAGUGGCACCACUUGCUACCUGGGCGGAAAGCCGCUGCCCCACGGGUCCGAAGUAUUACGCGUGCAACCAGAACGGGCACUACGCACGAAACUGUACGAAUGAGGAGGCGAAAGCUAAGAACGACGCGUACUUGCAGACGCGUGACACGAAGACGGUGUCGGAAAACAGCAAGAGGGCGGCGACGAAUAAUGAUGAAGAGAAAAGUCUGAUGGUGACGAAGGCGCUGGAUCAAACUGCUGGUGGUGGUGCGCAGAUGGCGGCGUCACGAGGGGUCGAGGGCCAGAUCCGAGGACGAGUCCGUGUGCUGACGGCGACAAUGCCGCUCACAAAAGAUGAUGAGGUAAAAAAUGAUGAGGUAACCGAUGACGAGGUGAACGAUGAUGAUGCGAACGAUGAUGAGGAGACGAAGGAGGAGUCCUCCGGCGUCGAAGACAACGAGGACGAGAUGAGCGAGAGGGGGCGGACGGCGUGCUGCGCGUCGUGGUCGGCCGGCAACCUGAUGAAUGAAAUAAUGCAGUUGAUGAGGACGGAGGCAGAGUCGAAGGACAGCGACCGAGCAGCGCAGUACGUGGCGACCGGCGACGUCGAGCUGGAGAAGGCGAGACACAACCCUGUGAUGACGAUGAUGACGAACGAGGUGAAGCUGGAGAAGGCGCGCCGGUGGCUGACUCAGCGGCAGCUGUGGGAGGCGGAGAUGGAGGCGACGGCCACCACCACGACGAACAAUGAGGACGAGGGCAACGCAACGCCCGAGUCAAUGACAAACGACGAGUCGCCGACGAAGGAAGAGUCGACGACAACCGAGGUAGUGCAGGCGACAGCCGGCGUGACGAAUGGCGAGCGCAAGGGCAACCAGACGCCCGAGCUUGCGGUGAGCAACGAGUCGAUGACGGACGAUGAGUCUGCAGUGAACAAAGCGUCGGUAAUGACCGACACGCUGGCGGGGAACGACAAGUCCACGGUGAGCGCGCUGACGGUGACAGCAGCUACGCAGACGGUGAUCGUAGACGAUGGCGAGGUUAAUAGUACGGUGACAGAUCCAACGGAGAUGGGGCCGGUGACGAACACGGCCCUCACCAAUGACGAGGACGUGCACCCGGGGGACGGCGGAAGCUCGAGCGCGGGCGAGAGCUCGUCUGACAGUAAUGAGCGUGCUGGUAGUGACGUGGAGCAAGCACGGCUCACACGGAAGAAGGCUCGCAAAGCCGCGAAGCGACUGCGAAAUCCGAUGACGAACGGCGCCGAGCAGCGGCCGAAGCUGUGGCGGCACUUGACGAACGAAGACAGCGCCGACAGCAUGACGGAGAUGACGGAGAUGACGAACGCUCAGCGUGAGGUGACGAACGCGCAACAAGCGGUGAAGGGCGAUGACGUAGAAUACGUGGGCGCCGACGACGGGCUUCCGACGGCAACGAUGGAAGUGGGCGGCGUCUCGUGGCGUGUGAAACUCGGCAGCUGCGCUCGCUAUACCAUCGCGGGCACUGAGUGGAUGGUCCAUGGUGACAAGCAGACCAUGAACGCUCCUGUUGACUACGUUGAAGGCAUUGGUGGCUUUCUACUUGACUUUCUGCUGGGAGUGGACUUCAUGAGGGCGCGUGGAGCGACCAUGGACUUCGAUCGCAACGAAGUUCGGUACGUGGACGGUGAGCGAGCGGUCGUAAUCCCGUUCCGGACGCAUGAUGGCGCUGGCGGAGCACGAGUCGCAGCUGUACAAAUGGUAAGCAGGGCCCGACUCACGGGCAAUGCCGUGAUGCCUGUUGAAGUCUCCGUAGCAGCUGAAGAUGGCGAACGCGGAUUGUUCGUGCAGACGAGGCACGGGAUCAGUGUUGUUGGCAGCGACGGUGACGACGGCUCGGAACGGAAGGGCCUGGCACGAUUACCCAACAAGAAGGAGCUGGGCACAUGGGUACCGGUGGAUGAUGACAUGCAGAUCCUGUCGAUGGGUGACAGCACGACACCUCUGGAUGACGAAGACGAAUUGACUGCGAGUACUGGGGAUUGUCCUCCUGCGACGGCCUUGGACAUCCACCACGAGUAA